Lactuca virosa is the source of this 1308-nucleotide messenger RNA. NCBI's taxonomy places the organism in Eukaryota, Viridiplantae, Streptophyta, Magnoliopsida, Asterales, Asteraceae. The record is from the annotation of a GenBank genome assembly.
AUGUCUCUAAGAAGGCUAUGGUGUUUUUGUUUUCAGCUUGUUCAAAAACAUCCAUCUGAUACUUGCGAGCAUGCUCUUUUGUAUUCAAGCAUUCCCUUUAAAGGCCAUACUAAUGAGAAGAAUUUUGCUGGUUUAUAUGUUGCUGAUGGAUAUAUUGCAUGUGGUUCAGAAACUAAUGAGAUCGUUGCCUAUACCUAUCACAGUAGGUGGACAACAUAUCCCUUUUGGUGCUUCCCCACAAGACAUUUAGACUGUAUUAGGUCGACCAGAUGGAAUUAUGGUGGUGUUCAAGACAAGCUUGAACAAUCUGAUCUUGUUGAUGUUCAACAAGAAAUCAUGGCACAUAAAUUAGACAAGAAGGACACACUAAGAUGUUACUCAAAAUCAUCACUUUUAGUCUCAAGUCCCCCUAGCUCUCCGACACAUCUCUCUCAUGAUGAGCUGGAUGAUUCCUAUGUUAUACCUACUAGAGGUGAUGGAAAUGAGAAUCCUGAACAUGAUGCGAAUGAUGAACCUGGAGAAGUUAGAGAAGUGACUACAAUGUAUGAUGAAGAUGAUGAUGGGUAUGGUGAAGAAGAUGAAGUUCAUGAAGGAAACGAUGAGAAUAUAAACCUGACACAGGAAUUUCAGCAUAUGGGUAUUGAAGAGAAAGACACGAAUAAGGUGAUGGAAAAUUUAGUCUUGGGAUUUAAAGAAGGUGUUGAAGUUAGAAUCCCAGGUGAUGAAACCGAUGUGAAUACAAUUGGGACACCAGAAAAAAAACAAGAUGCAGUUGAUUCAGUCAAUUCAGUGAUUAAUGAUUCAGUUGUUCAGCCUCAAAAUGCCACAUCAGAUUCUUCUGCCACUACACAUGCAUUACCUUCCAUAUCAUUUCAGACAGAUUUACCAGUCAAACACCAGUUUGGCUUGUUUUCUGGGCCUUCUUUAUUACCAUCUGCUGUUCCAGCCAUACAAAUUAGAUCCAUACAGAUGCCUCUUCAUAUCCAUCCACCUGUUGGUUCAUCAAUGGUCCACCUACACCACCAAUCACAACCUCCUCUUUUCCAAUUUGGUCAACUAAGAUACACAUCUACUGUUUCACAAGGAAUUCUUCCAAUAACUUCACAAACCCAUUUCACUUGUUCAACCAAACAUUUACCAAACCCAUUUCAACCUGGAUCAGACGUACCAAAGAUGGAGAGACAACAGACAAUGGUGUUUUAUAUGCAUGGAAUAUGCAAAAAUCAAACAUGGGAUAAGGUAGGGGAAGUAACUGAUGGGCCUGAUGAUGGCAAUGCCAUGAAGCGCCCAGUUCUUGAUGGAUUAUAA